AUGCAAAGUCAAAUUUUUAAUACAGGGACGGAUAAAUCCUCAGUGGAUUCAAAAUACGAUGAAGCGCUGGCAUCAGAAGGUCUUCAAUGGAUCCAAACCGUUUUAGAAAAACAUGGUGAGCCUCAACAAUUCGACGUUUCUGGUGAUCGUGCGAACUUUGAAAGCGCUCGCACAAAUGGAGAAAUUGGUUUUGGACCACAAGAAUCUCAAGCUAAUGUCAGGAACUUCACAGAGGAACAGCUGAAUGCUGGAAGCAGUGUUAUUAGUCUUCAGUAUGGUACUAACAAAGGAGCAUCACAAGCUGGAAUGAGUUUUGGAAAAAGUCGCAAGAUUCUCGAUUAA
Octopus bimaculoides (California two-spot octopus) is the source of this 342-nucleotide messenger RNA. RefSeq names its product myophilin-like. Gene Ontology annotation, biological process: actin filament organization. Gene Ontology annotation, molecular function: actin filament binding. The record is from RefSeq and is a predicted model, not a curated record. Lineage: Eukaryota; Metazoa; Mollusca; Cephalopoda; Octopoda; Octopodidae. Gene Ontology annotation, cellular component: actin cytoskeleton.